CGCCGGGCAAACCGAAAAACUUAAACUCGAUAAUAAAAACAAGACAAUUCAACGACCAAAUAUUGAUUAAUACUUGAUAUAAUAAUUAAUUAAUUAAGACCAAAAACUGGGAAAUUGGGAUAAUCAAGAAAUUAUGCUUCUUCCAUAGAAGGUACGAAACACUUCACAACCCAACAAUACUUUUCACUCUUCCUCUCAAAUGGUUUUUUAGAUCUCAAAUUUCAAUAUUAAGUUAGAUUCUUCCUACACAAACAAUGAUAUUCAGAUCCAAAAUUAAAUGGGCAGCUCUAGGAGGACUCAUCUUAUCAAUUGUUUCACUGGGUGUUCACUUAAUUCUUGCAAAAUAUUCUACUGAUAAUCUUGUUCACUAUCAUUCAAUCAGUAUACUUACUGAUGAUUUUGGUAUUUCUGUUGGAGGAACUAGGGUUUUGGGUUACAAGAAAUUGUGGGGACAUGUGAAAUUUCUUCAAUCCUUACAGCCUUAUUCUAAUCCUAGAACUUCUUUUCCUGAGCCAGCUGCUCGUAGCAACGGUUUCAUAUAUGCUAAAAUAUAUGGUGGGUUCGAGAAGAUUAGAAAUUCGAUUGCUGAUCUUGUCGCUGUAGCCAGACUAUUAAAUGCCACAUUGGUCAUCCCCGAAAUUCAAGAAAGUCUCCAGUCAAAAGGCAUCAGCUCAAGGUAUUCAAGCUUUUCGUACGUGUACAACGAAGAGCAGUUUGUAUCUGCAUUGAAAAGUGAUGUUUUAAUUGUGAAGACCUUGCCUCCAAAGUUGAAGGAAGCUCGAAAACAAAAACGGUUUCCGACUUUUAAGCCUACCCGCACUACUUCCCCAAGUUACUAUAUAUCAGAAGUUUUACCCACGUUGAAAAAAGCAAAGGUUGUCGGUUUAGUCAUCUCUGAUGGAGGUUGUUUACAGGAUGCCCUUCCUUCCAGCUUCGCAGAGUAUCAGAGGCUAAGGUGUAGGGUUGCUUAUCACUCAUUGCGCUUUAGAGCAGAAAUUAUGGCGCUUGGACAUGAAAUUGUGAUGAGGUUACGAGCUUCUGGUCAACCAUACCUUGCGUAUCACCCCGGCCUUGUUAGAGAUGCAUUAGCUUAUCACGGUUGCGCAGAGCUUUUUCAGGAUGUUCACACUGAACUGAUACAGUAUAGGAGAGGACAGAUGAUUAAGCAACAUAUUAUCAAAGACGAAUUAAUUAUCGAUUCACAUGCACGGAAGUUAAAUGGUUCAUGCCCCCUUAUGCCCGAAGAGGUAGGUUUGUUGCUUCGAGCCAUGGGGUAUCCUCCACUCACAAGAAUAUAUGUGGCAGGUUCAGAGAUCUUUGGUGGUCAGAGGGUUUUGAUCCCUCUCCGUGCCAUGUACACCAACUUGGUAGACCGCACCUCCUUGUGCAAUAAACAGGAGUUGCUGAACUUGAUCGGCCCCGAAAAACCACUAUCAGAGGAUUUCGUUGAGCCACUUCCAUCUAAAAGCCCGCAACGGUUCAAGGAAGAAUGGGAAAAGGCUGGUCCCAGGCCUAGGCCACUUCCCCCUCCACCCGACAGACCUAUCUAUCGUCAUGAGAAGGAGGGAUGGUAUGGCUGGGUUGCUGAGACGAAUGUAGAGCCAGACCCCUCACAAACCGAGUUGAGAAGUCAGGCACAUAGACUCUUGUGGGCCGCUCUUGAUUAUAUAGUGUCAGUUGAAGCAGAUGCAUUUUUUCCGGGGUUUCAUAAUGACGGCAGUGGAUUACCGGAUUUUUCAAGUUUGGUUAUGGGACACCGACUUUAUGAAAUGGCCUCGUUAAGAACAUAUCGACCAAAUAGGAAAUAUUUGGCCGAAUUAUUCAAUAGUAGCAGUGAAAAUCGAUACCAUCCCAAACGCAGCUGGAUUCUUUCCGUCAGAGAACAUUUGAACAAGAGUAUAGGCGAGGAAGGUCUUCUAAAGGAACUACGUCUACGUCUUUCGAAGUCCACUUCUUUUCUUUCGUACCCCAUUCCCGAGUGCUCUUGUCGGAUACCAAAUCCUGCCAAGAUUUCGAGUUCAGUUUUUAAAGGUGUCGAUGAGUGCCCUAAAUGGAUGGAAAAAGGGCUAAAAGUCGGCUUACAAGACACAUUAUUUAGUGGAAAUGAAUCACAAGAGGAUGAUGCCGAAUUAGAUAGGCAGCUGGAACCCGAGGAAGAGAAUUCAACUGAGACACGACCAUCAUUGGAGCAGGACGAAGAAAUGGAUCCCGAUGACUAGAAGUUAUGCAAAUAUGAUUCAUUCUUCUUAUAGUAUACGCCCUUGAGGGUGCUAGUCGGAGUGUACUAAUGCACCACGGACAAAGAUUUUUUUUCAUUUGUGUCCAUCAUAUUCAGGAGACAUUUCGAGAUGCUACGAAGAUCGGUUUAUCUUCUCCAAGAGUUUGCCUCGAGCAGUCGAGCCAUUGCAAGCAUAUACUAAAUGUUCAAUGAAAAUAUUUCUUGGGAAGCUGCAAUUUUUGGAAGCUAAUUUAAGAAAGUUCAUUUUCUUACAUUCUUUUAUUAUACAGGGAUUCCACACCAAGGUUAUAUAUUUGUCUUCAUUGUUUUUAUCUUCAUUUUGGGAGAAAAUCAUUUUAUUUACCCAUAGAAUUAAAUUUAUUUUUCUUCUUUUUUGUAUAUCAAUGUAUUUUAAAUCUUUUGAGGCGAUGUAUAAUUUGUUGAGGUAUUUCUUGUUGCCAUUAAUUUUGAUUAAAAUAACUUGUUAUUAAUGGUUAAAAUAACUUGUUAUUAAUGGUGUUUUUAUUGUCAUCUACUCCCUCUGUUUUCUAUUGACGUUAAUAAAAUAAAUAUCGUAGCUAAGAAUUUUAAGGACAUGGAAAGUAAGGGGAGAGAGAAGAGAAGACAUUUGGACAUCCAUUUUGAAAAUCAAACGAUUAUUUAAAGUCAAAUUUUUGUUUCUCCGACUAAAGUCGGGUAAUUUUAUAGAUUGAAUCGCACUAAGAUUUCUAAUUACCAUUACUAAUACACAUAUUACAAGAAUAGAAGGACAAACGUUGAAC
Messenger RNA from Amaranthus tricolor (Joseph's coat), 3000 nucleotides. RefSeq names its product protein EMBRYO SAC DEVELOPMENT ARREST 30-like. The record is from RefSeq and is a predicted model, not a curated record. The transcript is spliced from 10 exons. NCBI's taxonomy places the organism in Eukaryota, Viridiplantae, Streptophyta, Magnoliopsida, Caryophyllales, Amaranthaceae. Gene Ontology annotation, cellular component: chloroplast; cytoplasm; Golgi apparatus. Bases 255 to 2219 code for a protein of 654 amino acids.